UUGCAUAUUGUUGACAUUUUGUGCUCAAAAGUUUGCUGAAGAUGUUGCACUAUCAUUUGCUGAUGCUCAACUGUCUCUUGCUGGGAUUGCCAGCAGCUUGGAGUGGAGCCACUGAGGAGCAAAUGCGUGCAGCUGGCAAAUUAAUGCGCGAUGUUUGCUUUCCCAAGUUUUCAAAAGUGAGCGAGGACAUGGCGAAUGCCAUUAGCAAUGGCAAUCUGCUGGACGACAAGGACUCCAAGUGCUACAUCAAUUGCAUUAUGGAAAUGAUGCAGACUAUGAAAAAGGGCAAAUUUCAAAUGGAGUCGUCACUAAAGCAGGUGGAUCUGCUCAUGCCGGAUGAGUACAAGCCCUCAUAUCGCGUUGGCAUUGCCGAGUGCAAGGAUGUGUCCAAUGGCAUUAAAAACAACUGCGAGGCAUCCUAUACUAUGUUGACAUGCCUUAAGCAAAAAAUUCCAAUCUUUUUGUUUCCCUAAGCACGCAGCUACAUAUAUAAAUAUUUACUUAAAUGUAUUUGUUUUU
Molecule: messenger RNA, 519 nt
Organism: Drosophila busckii
Lineage: Eukaryota; Metazoa; Arthropoda; Insecta; Diptera; Drosophilidae
Gene: Obp19a
Product: general odorant-binding protein 19a
Exons: 3
Coding region: 42-473 (143 amino acids)
Biological process (GO): olfactory behavior; sensory perception of smell
Cellular component (GO): extracellular region
Molecular function (GO): dibutyl phthalate binding; odorant binding
Source: RefSeq, a predicted model, not a curated record